Benincasa hispida (wax gourd) is the source of this 1610-nucleotide messenger RNA. RefSeq names its product Eukaryotic aspartyl protease family protein. Gene Ontology annotation, biological process: proteolysis. The record is from RefSeq and is a predicted model, not a curated record. Gene Ontology annotation, molecular function: aspartic-type endopeptidase activity. Lineage: Eukaryota; Viridiplantae; Streptophyta; Magnoliopsida; Cucurbitales; Cucurbitaceae.
CCAAAAGAGAGCCCAAAAAUUGAAAGAAUAAACACAUUUGUUCCCUCCGGCGUCCGUCUCAUCGGUUUUCUUAGUUUUACCCACUUGAGUGUUCUUCCAAAUCCAAAUUGCAAACAACAAUGCUCCCCAUUUCCCCAUUCUUCCAUUUCAUUUUUCUCUUCUUCUUUCUCACCAAUUUCAAUGCCACCGCCGCCGACUACCUGAAGCUCCCACUCCUCCACAAACCCCCCUUCUCCUCCCCUUCCCAAGCCCUCUCCUCCGAUACCCACCGCCUCUCCCUCCUCUUCUCUCGCCCCAACCCCACUCUCAAAUCUCCUCUCAUCUCCGGCGCCUCCACCGGCUCCGGCCAAUACUUCGUCGACCUCCGCCUCGGCACCCCUCCCCAAAGCCUCCUCCUCGUCGCCGAUACCGGCAGCGACCUCGUCUGGGUCAAAUGCUCCGCCUGCCGCAACUGCUCCCACCACCCUCCCUCCACCGCCUUCCUCCCUCGCCACUCCUCUUCCUUCUCCCCUUUCCACUGCUUCGACCCCCACUGCCGUCUCCUCCCACACGCGCCUCCCCAUCUCUGUAACCACACGCGCUUCCACUCCCCUUGCCGCUUCCUCUACUCCUACGCCGAUGGCUCCCUCUCCUCCGGCUUCUUCUCCAAAGAAACCACCACAUUGAAGACGCUUUCUGGGUCCGAAAUCCAUCUUAAAGGACUCUCGUUCGGCUGUGGAUUUCGGAUCUCGGGUCCCAGCGUUUCGGGCGCUCAAUUCAGUGGUGCACGUGGCGUCAUGGGAUUGGGCAGAGGCUCCAUCUCCUUCUCCUCUCAACUCGGCCGCCGAUUCGGCAACAAAUUUUCUUACUGUCUUAUGGAUUACACACUCUCUCCUCCGCCCACCAGCUACCUAAUGAUCGGCGGCGGCCACCGUAGCCUCCCGGUGACCAAUGCCACUAAAAUCAGCUACACCCCCUUACAGAUUAACCCUCUCUCCCCCACAUUCUACUACAUUGCCAUCCACAGCAUCACCGUCGACGGCGUGAAAUUACCCAUCAACCCCGCCGUGUGGGCAAUGGACAAGCAGGGAAACGGCGGCACGGUGGUGGAUUCAGGGACGACGCUGACGUACUUAGCGAAGGCGGCGUACGACGAGGUGCUGAAGGCGGUAAGACGGCGAGUGAAACUACCGAGUGCAUCCGAGUUGACUCCGGGGUUCGAUCUGUGCGUGAACGCGUCAGACUCCUCGCGGCGGCCGAGUCUGCCGCGACUCAGAUUCCGACUCGGUGGUGGGGCGGUGUUUGCGCCGCCGCCGAGAAACUACUUUCUGGAAACGGAGGAGCGAGUAAUGUGCUUAGCGAUCCGACCGGUGGAUUCCGGCAAUGGGUUUUCGGUGAUUGGGAAUCUGAUGCAGCAAGGAUUCUUGUUGGAGUUCGAUAAGGACGCGGCCAGGCUGGGUUUUUCAAGGCGGGGCUGUGGCCUUCCAUGAACUUGGAACUUUUUUGUUUUCUUUAUUUUUCUUAACUCGACUCAUGAGUUUGGAACUCGCAACUCAUUUUCGAUUUGCUAAAAAUUAUUAAAAAACAGUUUUUAAAUUUUUAAUAAUAAUAAGGUACUAUGGAUUCCAGUA